CACUCUCGUUUCUCUCUGUAGCGGAAGUGGCUCGCCGGAGAGUUUCGCCUGGCUGACAGCAGAGGGAGAGAGAGAGAAAGAGAAAUGGCGCCUCGGCACUCUGCUAGCUGAGACACAGUCAGAACGAAAGCAGCUGACAAGAGCUACAGGACAGGAUCUGUCUAUCAGCGGGGACAGACAGCAAUCAUGGUGAACACCAGAAAGAGCUCGGAGCACAAGCCCAUCAGUCCCUUCAUCUCGGGCCGGACGAGGUCGUCUCAGAGGAGCAACCCAAACUUGGACGAGCACAACAGCCGUGUAAGGAAGAGAGAGACACCGGCACCCUAUUCUCUUCGCCAGCCGAAGGAGCCCAGCAGUGAUGUUAACAGCAGUAGCCCACGUUUGUCCCCGCCACCCAAGCGGACACGCAGACAGACGCCGCCAAGUUCUACUGAUACUUCUCCAAGUCCCCAGACUAAAGGCCAGAGAGGCCCGUGGACCAUGUCCAAACACUGUACUAGGUUGUCCACUGGUGCCUUGCAGAAUGGACACAGUCGAAUGAGUCUGAGGGGUGAUUCUACAUCAGAUGGAGACCAUGGUCGCAUGAACGGUCAUGUUGAGCUCAAGAGAAGUCGUCGCGUCAGGAAGUCCCAGUUCGAACACCUCAAUCAGAGUUUACUUUUCGACCAACUUGUCAACAGUACGGCAGAAGCAGUUCUUCAGGAGAUGGACAACAUCAGCAGCAUACGACAGAAUCGGGAAGUGGAGCGCCUCCGCAUGUGGACGGAUACUGAACUGGAAAACAUGGACAUGUACUCCCGCGUGAAGAGGAGGAAAUCUUUGCGUAGGAACACGUAUGGAAUGCAGGCGCAUCACAAAGUCAUGAGCAAGUCAAAGGACCCCGAAGAGGAGGAAGGAACUGAAGAGUCUCAUGAAGAGGGAGAGGAGGAUGAAGAUGUGGAGGCUGAUGAUGAUGAUGAAGAUGAUGAAGGAGAUGAGGCAGAAGAGGCAGGAGAGGAAAACGACAGACCUUAUAACCUCAGGCAGCGUAAAACUGUGCAGCGAUAUGAAGCACCCCCAAUAGAGCCAGUGAACAGGAAGCAGAGCAAGGGCUCUCUGUUCGACACACACAGAUCUCCUGCAAGAAGAAGCCAUAUUAGAGUAAAGAAACAUGCCAUUCACAGUAGUGAAUCAACAUCAUCAUCCGAUGAAGAGCGCUUUGAGAGGCGGAAAAGCAAAAGCAUGAGCCGAGCUCGUAACAGGUGUCUACCCAUGAACCUGCGGGCAGAGGAUCUGGCCAGUGGUGUGCUUCGAGACAGAGUAAAAGUGGGUGCUAGUUUGGCAGAUGUGGAUCCCAUGAAUCUGGACACUUCUGUGAAGUUUGACAGUGUUGGAGGUCUCUCCCAUCACAUUCAGUCUUUAAAAGAGAUGGUCGUCUUUCCUUUAUUAUAUCCAGAAGUGUUUGAGAAGUUUAAGAUCCAGCCCCCAAGAGGAUGUCUGUUUUAUGGGCCUCCAGGAACUGGGAAGACGCUGGUGGCACGAGCUUUGGCCAAUGAAUGCAGUCAGGGUGACAGGAAGGUGUCUUUUUUCAUGCGCAAGGGCGCUGACUGCCUCAGCAAAUGGGUGGGAGAGUCUGAACGACAGCUCCGCCUUCUUUUUGACCAGGCAUACCUCAUGAGACCCUCCAUCAUCUUUUUCGAUGAGAUUGAUGGCCUCGCUCCUGUUCGCUCCAGCAGGCAGGAUCAAAUUCACAGCUCCAUAGUGUCUACAUUACUGGCAUUGAUGGAUGGUUUGGACAGCCGGGGGGAGAUAGUGGUCAUCGGUGCUACAAAUAGACUCGACUCUAUCGACCCCGCACUCAGGAGGCCCGGACGCUUUGACCGGGAGUUUCUGUUCAACCUGCCAGAUAAAAAGGCUCGAAAGCACAUUCUAGAAAUCCACACCAGGGACUGGAGCCCCAAGCUAGCUGAGCCCUUCAUAGAUGAGCUAGCUGAGAAAUGUGUCGGUUACUGUGGGGCCGACGUCAAAGCACUUUGCACAGAGGCUGCGCUAGCGGCUCUGCGGCGGCGCUAUCCUCAGAUCUACGGCAGCAGCCAGCGUUAUCAGCUGGACGUGGGCUCCAUCGUUUUGGGGCCGCAGGACUUUGGUCGUGCUCUGCGGUCCAUAGUACCUGCGGGUCAAAGGACCCUGGCUCCACCCGGCUAUGCCCUUUCCUGCGUGUUGAAGCCCCUGCUGGAGCCCACUCUGGCCCAAACGCUGACCUGCCUGAUGCGAGUCUUCCCCCACGCAGAGCUCCUGCACAGGGAACACACACACGACACUGACAAUCAUCUGUUGGUGGAGGACUCGUACAGUGAGGACGAGGAAUGUCUUGGUGCUCCUUCCAUUUAUGAAGCUCAGUCAGGAUUGCUGAAGGAAGCAGCUUCCUGCACGACCCAUAAACCCUUUCUCCACUUUACCACUUCUGCCUACCAGCAGCCCACCUCUUACCGGCCACGGCUGCUGCUGUCGGGACCCCAGGGUGCGGGGCAGAGCACACACCUGGCCCCUGCUGUGCUGCACCACCUGGAGAAGUUCACUGUGCACCGUCUCGACCUACCCACGCUAUACUCCGUCAGUGCCAAAACCCCAGAGGAGUCCUGUGCCCAGGUGUUUCGUGAGGCUCGGCGCUGUGUACCCAGCAUCAUCUACAUGCCUCACAUCAGUGACUGGUGGGAAGCCAUCAGUGAGAUGGUCAAGAGCAGCUUCCUCACACUCCUGCAGGAUGUACCCUCAUUCACACCGCUCCUCAUCCUCGCCACAGCAGAGACAGUCUACCAGCAGCUCCCAGACGAGCUAAAAUGCAUCUUCAGCCGUUCGUACGGGGAGGUGGUUUGUUUAAGCAUGCCAGGAGAAGAAGCACGCAGGAAGUUUUUUUCAGACCUCAUUCUGGUGCAGGCAGCCAAGGCACCACCCCGCAGGAGGAAAAUGGUGAGGUCUCUGGAGGUGCUGACCCUCGCUGAAGACCCCGGCCCUCGGCAGCUCUCACCAGAGGAGCAGCGGCGACUGGAGGAGCAGGAGGAGAACACCUUGCGCGAGCUCCGCCUCUUUCUCAGGGACGUCACAAAGCGGCUCGCCACCGACAAGCGCUUCCAGAUCUUCAGCAAACCUGUGGACAUUGAGGAGGUUUCAGACUACCUCGAGGUUAUCAAACAGCCUAUGGACCUGUCCAGCAUCAUGAUGAAGAUCGACACUCACAAAUACACGGUCGCCAAGGAUUUUCUAGUGGACAUUGACCUCAUUUGCAGCAAUGCGUUAGAGUACAAUCCAGACAAGGAUCCUGGAGAUAAAAUCAUCCGCCACAGGGCCUGCAGUCUGAAGGAUACUGCGCACGCCAUGAUCGCCUCUGAACUGGACCCCGAGUUUGACCGCACAUGCGAGGAGAUCAAGGAGUCCCGCAGGAAGAGAGCCUCUCAGACCACACCACAGCCACCCAUCACUCCGAGCGCUGUGGCAACCAGGAAACCUGUGGGAGAGGAGGCGGGAUUAAGCAGUUCUCAGGGUGAUGGAGUGGACAAGCUCUGCAGCAAUAACAUAAAGCGCAAGUUGCGGCGGCGACCUAUUUGGGGGCGGGGCAUCAUCAGGAAGAAAAAGAUCUAUAAAAAGGAGGAAGCGGAGGAAGAUGAUGAACCAGAAGAGGAGGAGGGAGUGGACGACUCUGCUGUAAUGGUGCAAGGUGACGCUUGUCUCACCCAGGACGAGUCAUCCUGUGAUGCCAUGGAGCUCCAUCCUGACAAGCAAUCACUCCAGGCCAACGGACACGUCCUCUCGACGGAGGAGGAGAAUUCCUCUGAGCCGACGGCCACUCAGGACCCUCAGGGCAAGAAGGAGCCCAUCAAGGCCCCAUCAGAGGAGCCUUCCAGCAGUAAGGAGGCCACAACAGUCCCCGCUCCUCAAGAGUGUGUGAAUGGAAAUGAAUCUAUGGACAGUGUGUACAGUGAGGCUCUUGAUAAAGAAACCGAGGUUGACUCUAUUAAUAAAGAUGCACUUGAAGCAGAGCAUAAGGAGCCUUCUGGCCCAGAAUGCAGUGCAGAGGAGAAUGUGACAGCAGCGGAGGGGACGGCAUCUGAUGGCGACCAUGAAACAGAAGGUUCAUCAAAAGGGAAGAAAAAGUCAGACGAGUUGGCCGUCGGACUCGAGGAGACUGUGGAACUUCCACCACCUCCGGCUAUCGUGGUUGACCACCAGCGACUCGAGGCUCUGUUGGAAAAGGUGGCUGUGAAAAGUGACGGCUUCAGUGUGGAUCAUCUGGAGAGAGUUUACUCCGUGCUCAGCCAGUGUGUUUACCAGCACCGCAGAGACUACGACAAGACCCGUCUGAUAGAGGCGAUGGAAAGGCAAGUUGAACAUUUCGAAACAUUCCUGUGAUGAAUAGAGGGCUUUCAGAGAGAAACUUGAUCGGAGACUCUUUUGAUACAAGAGGGAGAGGCCGGCGUUCUGAGCCAAGUCCUUAACGUGGAGCAGGUCUGGACGCCUCGGUCUCAAAUAACAGCAGGAAGGGAAAAAAAUAAAGGUGCAGACAUUAGAAACAAAGGCUUACAAAGGCGACCUUGGUGCUAUCAUCUCAGGUACCUGAAACAGAACCAGUCUACAGAACCAAACACAAAAACUCCUGGAGGUUUCCUUUUUAUUCGUUUUGUUUUUUGUAAACUCACAUACAUGCCAGUUGCCGACGAUCAUUCUUGGUGCUAUUGGGUGCUAUUGUUUUUUGUUUUUCUUUUCUUUUUGUUGUUGUCUGCUGCUCCUUGUUCUCAUAGAUAAGCAAACAAAACACAAACAAACAAACAGUACAAAAUAAAAGAUUGUGUGAUGUCACAAAGCAACCUCAGCCUCCGUCUUCUGGAAGCAAACACACACACAUACACACAGAUUCUCACCAGCAGUGGCAAACUGUAUACGGACAGUGUGAUGCCCUACAGCGCGAGUCAGCUGGUCAUUUACUGUGGAAAUAAACUACAUCGCCCUCUUUCUACAUCCACCCUGAUGUCACCCUUUGUCACCAUUGGGAUUAUCAACACUUUUUAGCCACAUAGAAAUACUCUUGCUGGAAAAAAAAACAAAACAAAAAAAAACAAGUUUUUGUAGGGACGUCUAGAGUUGUUUUCUACUUGGUGUUAAUUGUAAGAUUUGCAAGGCCUCUGUAUUGUAAACCAACUUUUCCUUGUGACAAAUGAGACUGUGUUCUCCUUAUUUAGACUAUAAUGUUUGCAGAAAACCAACGAAAAACAGACAGAUUUUGGUUCAAAUUUUAGGAGAGGAAUGGUAUUAUUUUAGACCCAUCGCAUAUUUUCCCCCCUUGGAAUAGUUGAAUUUUUUGGCUUUUUUCUGGUUUAACUUGAUUUACGAGUAGAUAUCUGAAGAUUGCACUGCCUAGCAUGUGCCUUAACCUUUGAAAUAGGCUAAAAACAUAACUGAAUAUUGACUAUAAAUGUUAAUGGACAAGCCACGGGGCUACAAACCGAUAAAAAUAUGUGGCGUAUGUUGUAGUUAACUGUUUGCCAAUCUCCUCUCGAGUCACCGAGCAACAUCUUCAUGGUUUGUGAGUCAGGUUGCUCCAUACAUUGUGGCUUUCUUUUGCCAUCCAUUUUUAUUGUAACAUAACAUAUUUGGAGUAAAAAUAAGUGAUGUUUUGGAAGUUAAAGUGGCAGUCUAGGCAGUGCUGAAUUUUUUUUAACCUAAAGCAUUUUUUGUUGUAUUUUUUUUUUUUUUUUAUAUAUAUAUAUUUUUGUUUGACCUUUUAGUGUUUCUAUUGUAUUCACUUGUACUGUCUAAUAUUGUUAGCUGUCGCAUUAAUAACUUGAUUUCUGUCAAUUUUGGCAUUCUCUAAGUAGCAUUAACCGAGCUCUCCCUCUCAUGCUUUCAUUAACUCCGCUUUCAUCGCUUUAUAAAGAACGUUGAUCCAAGUUCAAGAGUCUUCGCAACCUUGUCUAGGAUUCGGUGCUAUAAAAACAGAAAAAAAAGGGGGGAAAAAAAACUUUUUUUAAGACAUAUGCAAAAGAAAGGGAAAAAAAAAAAAAAAAAAACCUAGGAGUUAGCUGUUAGCUUUGGACUACUGCAGUGCGUGUGAGAGACAGAACCGCAGCUACCUCAGCAAGUUGUUUUCAUGCGAAGAGACAAAAGUAAUGACCUGUUUACUUACAAACAGUAUUUGUUGACCUCUAUAAUAUCACUGCACCCGUCAGAAAUUCAAGCUAAGGUACUGGAUCACCUCUCCGACAUGAGCGCGUCAUGUGGCUGCUGCAGUAAUCCUUGGGUUUGUUCGCAUUUUCGCGUUAUAUUUCAUUUUUUGGGGGUUGUUCUGCAUUUGAGCCAAGAAAAGAAAUGGCAUUGUAAUAUCGCUGAAAUGUUAUAUACUGUAUAUUUCAGUUCUUCUACAUGUGCAUCCCAUGAUUUACAGUUUAUUGGCCAUGUUUGUGAAACGCUUGCUUUCUGCAGUCCAUUUCAUGAUCGUUUUUGAUUUCGCAGUCGCAUUUUCCUCCGUGCUAUUGCCUGUCCAUUUGUUAUUUAUUAAAUUAUUAAACGUCGUCAUAUGCUCAACAUAUUGUUCAACCGAAACUAAUUGGAAAAGUUGUUACAUGAAAUUUGUGCCGAGACACGAUGUAGCAAAUUUUUGUAGCAGGUGUUGCACGACGUUCAGAAACGGGGUUUACUGGUCUCAGGUCUCUGCUACAUUAAUAUUUAUUCCAUAAGGGUGGAGAUGAUGGUGGUUAUGCUUCUUUUUCAUUUUUAAAAGUUACCGUAGAGGAUGAGGGGGAGGUUCAUGAGGCUAAUGUGCAUUUUCGGGUCCCUCUUCGUCACCUGUAGUACCAUCGACAUGCUUAACUGGUGUAGAGUUGAAGAAACUACUGUAAUGCUGACCACUUGUACUUCUCACAAAUUUAUCUGGGGAAAAAUGAGCUUUAGUUGAUGCCAAUUCAUAUAGCCUAAGACAUACCCUAUUUUUCAUACCAUAGUGUAAUUGGCCCUGAAUCGAAAAAUCAAACCUAGGUCAGUAUGUAAUGUGUAAAAUGAAAUUUCACAUUUAUCAGCACCACUAAUACAUUUUUUAGAAUAUUAACUCUUAAAUCCUGCAUUAAAAAUUUUACAAUGUGGGCAUGAAAGUCUAUGUAGUUCUAUGUGUUUUGACUACAAGUUAAAGUUCAUUAUCUUUAGUUGACCAGAAUGAGUCUAAUUCAGAUUAUUUGACUGACGGUAGGAAGUCCAUAGAACGAUAGCAUUUUGCUUUAGGUAGGUAAAUAAAACUCACUAAACUCAGUUGUUUUUGGUGUAAAAGUCCAGGAGUUUCUCAAGUCGGUGCUCAGUGUUGGAGUUUUUUUUUUGUUGUUGUUGUUGUUGUGGCAACCAAUGGUUUGUUUAGUUAAUCCUAUGUAAUCAGUAGAUUUAUACCCCUUAAUGAUUAACAAGGUUGAGGCAAUUUUAUUUUUGAGUAAUACCAGAAUUUGUGUCCCUUCUUACUACUAUGAAGCAAAUGAAAACCACACAUAUUGUUCUGUCCUUCCCUGCAGUCCUUCUUUUGUGAAAUGAUAUAUUUACUGUAAUUUCUGAAAUAAACUGCUGUGAUAUACUUGAAUAAAAGGUGCAAAUUGAA
Molecule: messenger RNA, 7606 nt
Organism: Onychostoma macrolepis
Lineage: Eukaryota; Metazoa; Chordata; Actinopteri; Cypriniformes; Cyprinidae
Gene: atad2b
Product: ATPase family AAA domain containing 2B
Exons: 28
Coding region: 187-4386 (1399 amino acids)
Biological process (GO): positive regulation of transcription by RNA polymerase II
Cellular component (GO): nucleus
Molecular function (GO): chromatin binding; ATP binding; ATP hydrolysis activity
Source: RefSeq, a predicted model, not a curated record